Colletotrichum scovillei is the source of this 2413-nucleotide messenger RNA. RefSeq lists its product as uncharacterized. The transcript is spliced from 2 exons. The record is from RefSeq and is a predicted model, not a curated record. Lineage: Eukaryota; Fungi; Ascomycota; Sordariomycetes; Glomerellales; Glomerellaceae. The coding region runs from base 616 to 1758 and encodes 380 amino acids.
CCCAGCAUCAGAUGUACCCCCAACAGUACCUCCUCACGCUCUCACUCCCUCUCUUUCUCUCAUCUCGCCCGCCCAAGGUAGGUAGACUGAACCCUCUCCCAUGCUUUCGCAUGGAACAUUGCUCCGGGUUGUCCUCUGUUCCACCGCACGCCCAGCCAGUUCACAGCCUUUUUCUUCCUCUCCACGCUGCUCCGCACCUCGAGACUGAUACCCAGUCGUUUCUCCCGAGCACGUACCCUUGGAUUGUAUAAGACUUGGAUACCGCCCUGUUCCACACUUUGCCUCCUCAACUUCCACACACCCUUUUGGUCCCUCGACCGACGAGCUCCUUCAGAAAACGCAACCAUCUUAGGACACCACGAUAAACCCGUACGACUCAUACGUCUCCAUACUCCCAAGUUAAACACUAGGUUUCGACCAACCUCAUCGCGAUAUCAGGUGAUUCCGGCUUCAAGGUUCUAGCCACAACGAAGCCUAUCACCGCAAGUGAACAGAAGCUUCAAUAUAUUCCUGCACCCCGCAUCAGCUACCUCUCUGGCCAAGCCACCUUUGACACCAUUACCACUCAACCAUCUAUAAUACUCGUCGAUCUCCGAAUCCUCGACGUCAACGAAAAUGCCGAAGCGCUCCUUGGACGCCAGCAACCUGUCGCCUACGAUGCAGACUGAACGGGCACAGAAGAAGACAGAGAGAUCUCAUGAAGAGAACCAAGAGCGCGCUUACAUUGCCGCCUCGCGGCGGGCGGACCGCAGUAUCGAAGCCCGUGUGCAGUCCGCCAAGAUGGCGAGCGAGAUCCACAAGAAGCGCACCGGCAAGGGAUUCAAGAUCUCUGAAGCGAUUGUGCAGGCGGAGGAAAUGUACGAAGAGGAGGAGGACGACAUGCCCCGCUCCUACCGCAUGCUGGCUGCUCAUCUUCAGACCGGUUCCCCAGAGUUCGACUACCGUGUCAAUGCCUUUUUGGCUAACAGAGUAGCCAUGGCGAGCAUGGUGGCUGGGCUCCGCAACGAGGAAUGGGCUCAAAACCCAAUCAACAAGAUGUUUGCCGAACAGUUCCCCAACGCCAACAAGCAAGCACAGGCAUUGUCUCGUAACAUUACGAACUCAAUGUACUCCGUCCCCGGGCAACGUUCCAUGUCGCUGUCGCAGCCCACUCAGCCCGAAAACGCGGUUACUAGCCCCAUAUCACCAACCUUCUCGUCAGUAAACUUCCAGCCCGAGACCCAGCGAUACCAGCGCCAGAGAACACAGUCAGUGGCGUCGCCCAUGGACAUGGCCACACCGGUAGCGCGUGAUCACCCUCAGUCGCCGCCAGCUUUGUCGCCGUCAUCAGACGCUGCGGCCGGCACCCCCUCGACGAGAACAGCCUCGACUUUCCCUUCGCCCAUGACGACAAUCGAUCACAGCCUCUUUUCCCCUGAGUCAUCCUUCACCGCUGAGCUGCCUAUGGAUGCGAAGAUGAUGGUACCCAACUUGGACAUGAACGAUCCGAUGGCUCAAAUGUUCAUGGGCAAUCCGUUACAGCAGCAGAUGUACUACCCAGACACUCAUUCGAUGGCCGACCUGAAACAUGAGCAGCACUUGAAUGAGCUUACGCUUUCUUCGCACGAGUACUUCAACGGACACGUGAACCCUUAUGCGUCUCGGUUUGAAGAGCCCAGAAGCGAUGAUGCAACCCCAGGCCCCGUUAGUGACAAUUGGGACGCCUUUCUUGACUUUGGUGAGCAGUCCGACACUGGCGCCAUUGAUCCGACAUUGUAGUCGGCAUACCACAACGUGUAUUUUGACACGAAGCAUUGAUGGAAGUAAUGAGGAAGAAGCGUCCAAAGGAAGGACAAGCAGAAGUGGUAUGAUAUGAUGAAGGGACCCUGGCUGGUUCAUGAGCAUGACUUUUUAGAGUACGCAUUGCAUCGGUCGGGCCAAAAAAGGCGGCAUGGAAUACCCAUGGGAAAGGCACUUGGUUACUUCUUCGGCGUUAUGGUACGGGAAAUCUCCCCGAUUUUGCUUUUUUAUCGUUUUACUUUUUCCUGUUCACAAUGUCCGAUAUUUUAUGGACGAAAGGGGCCUGUAUGUCCUCAAAACAUGUUUUCCUUAUGUUGGGAGUCGUCGAUGUUUGGAACUUGCACGCCAGGAAUUUGGCCUCUGUAUGUUCGCUUGGGAACGAGAACACAGGAUUCGCGAGAGAGCACCAAAGACGGAAGAAUUUGGGAAGGAAGAUGAUAUCCAGGGAGGCGUGGAUGGCAAGGGAAGAGACGCCGAGAGAAGAGGACGAUGGAUACGAAAACCCUGAAGUUGACGAAAUAGUUGUUGGCAGGCCUCGCCUUACGGUGGUUCAGCGGAAGCAAGUGCUGGUAAGAGGCACGAAUCUGACCAGGGUUUGGUUCAGCCGAGACUGCAAAAAAAUAAGAAAAGAAGA